AUGGAUGAGUGUAGAGGAGUGAGAGGAGGAUGCAUUCGGAUCAGGUGUCCGUCGCCACGGAGAGUCAUGAAUCGGUGGUUUUCCUCGCCGCGUAAGGUCAAAAGAAAUAAGAAGUCUAUGGCGGAAGGACGGGUUAGAGACUGUGACUCUGUGAGGAUCAGAAAUUUCUCCAAGGAUGUUCAUGGAAUUGGCGACUUUUCAGAUUCUCCACCACGGACAAUCGGUUCCGAAUUGCAAAAAAGGGAAUUCUUGUUCAGCAUUGGGGUGAGUUGUUAUCUCCUACAUCUGAUUGUUACUGGUAAAGAAGAGAUUCACAAGAUAGUCGAGCUACGAAACGAUUUGGAGAAGUUUCUUGAACGUAAGAACGAUGAACUGAGGCAAAAACAGCAAGAGUUGAUCGAGCUACGUAGCGAUAUAGAGAGGUUCUUAGAAUCACACAACUACGAAUUGAGGCAAAAACAGCAAGUGUCACUCUUUAGGCAGCAAGAGCAGAGUGAAACCUCUGCGUAUUCCACCACAAGUGAUGUUGUAGAUGGCCCUGAAUCUUCUACUGAUCACUAUUACUCUCCACAGUUCCUGGAGACUUCUUUUUCUGUUGGACGUGAAGGGUCUCUGAAACAUUACGUACUCAAGGGAGGGAAAGAAGAUUUUGGGGGAGAAAUGGAUCAGCUUGAAGCUGAACUUGAAGCUGAGUUUGAGCUUCUUCAGAUUGGUCAAGACCAGGAAAGUCAAUGUUGUAAGCUCAAGGGUAUUUCAGAGAAGAGUGAAGAUUCACAAGGAUUAAGGUUCGGACAGAUGUGUCCAGGACCAAUGGAGAAACAGCAAGGUGUGUGUCCGUAUGAGCUGGAGAGAAGGCUACACGAGCUCAUGGAGACGAGACAAGAAGAGGAGAUAAAGGAGCUAGAGACUGCAUUGGAAGAUGCUAAACAAAGGCUUCAUGUGAAGGAGGCUGAAGCUUCUUGGUGGAAAGACACUGCUUAUAUAGUCUCUGAACAUAUUCCAGAACCUUCUAGAAUCACAUCCAACUCUCAAACUCAUCGGUACCCUCUCUCUAGGUGAGAAUUUGGUAAUUUCAAGUUUCAGUAUUGAGAAAUUACAAAGAGUUGUAUUUUUGUGUAAGAAGUUACAUGUUAAGAGUAAUC
Messenger RNA from Eutrema salsugineum, 1142 nucleotides. RefSeq names its product protein POLAR LOCALIZATION DURING ASYMMETRIC DIVISION AND REDISTRIBUTION. The transcript is spliced from 3 exons. Gene Ontology annotation, biological process: asymmetric cell division. The record is from RefSeq and is a predicted model, not a curated record. Bases 1 to 1059 code for a protein of 352 amino acids. NCBI's taxonomy places the organism in Eukaryota, Viridiplantae, Streptophyta, Magnoliopsida, Brassicales, Brassicaceae.